Molecule: messenger RNA, 1209 nt
Organism: Emiliania huxleyi CCMP1516
Lineage: Eukaryota; Haptophyta; Isochrysidales; Noelaerhabdaceae
Exons: 6
Coding region: 1-1209 (402 amino acids)
Molecular function (GO): catalytic activity
Source: RefSeq, a predicted model, not a curated record
AUGCUCUCACAGUCAGACACGCCGCUCAUCGACGCGAUACAGCGGGCCUCCCAGUCCGUCCGCGCGCCCUUCUUCUUCCCUGGCCACAAGAUGGGCGAGGGCGCGCCGGCGCCGCUGCGAGAGGCGGUCCUGGGCGGUGCCGCCGGCCGAACAGCUCCGCUGCGGUCCGACUUGCCGGAGCUUCCGGAGCUGGACAACCUCUUCUCGGCGGAGGGCCCGAUCCACGAGGCACAGCAGCUGGCGAGCGAGGCCUUUGGCGCCCGUAGCACCCACUUCCUCAUCAACGGCUCCACGGGCGGAGUGAUUCCGCGCAACGCGCACAAGUCGGCGUUGCACGCCCUUGUCACCUCCGGCGCCGCGCCCGUGUGGCUCGACUCUCGGUGGGACGCGGCGCAGCAGCUGGUCCUCGACGCUGACGUCGGCGCGUCGUUGCCGUCGCUGCUCGAGCGGCACGGCGGCGAGAUCGCGGCGGUGCUCCUCGUCUCGCCAACCUACCACGGGGUGCUCUCCGACGUGGAGGCCGCGAGCCGGCUCUGCCGCGCCGCCGGCGUGCCCCUCAUCGCCGGCGAGAGGACCCCGUGUGUCGUGGCGCAUGGCUCGCACUUGGGGAUGGCACCGGGGCUGCCGCGCCCCGCCUUGUCGCGCGGCGCCGACCUCGUCAUCCAGAGCAGCCACAAGACGCUCGGCGCGAUGACGCAGGCUGCAAUGCUUCACAUCUCCGCCGACUGCCCGCUGCCGCACGGCGCCGCCCCUCGCGCGCUCGAGGCACUCGAGCUGGUGCAGAGCAGCAGCCCAUCGUACUUGCUGCUGGCCUCCCUCGACGCCGCGCGGUGGCAGUAUGCGGACGCGGACGCGCGCAGGGACACGGCCGCUGCCAUAGCGUUGGCGCAGCAGGCGCGCCGCCGCCUCUCGCAGCUGCCAGGCGCGCUCAUCGAGCGGCACGGUGUGUACUGCGAGCUGCCCGAGCUGCGGCACUUGACCUUCGCCUUCAGCUUGGGCACCACGCAGGGCGAUGUCGACCUGCUCGCGGUGGGGCGAUUGAGCGCAGAGCUAGUCUGCUCCUACCCCCCGGGCAUCCCCGUCUUCUUCCCGGGCGAGCCCAUCACAGCGGAGGCGCUGCAGCACAUUCGCGCGCUCAGGGCGGCCGGCGCCGACGUCUGCGGUUGCAGCGACGCCUCGCUUGCGCGGCUCUGCGUUGUGGCGGAAUGA